Aaosphaeria arxii CBS 175.79 is the source of this 650-nucleotide messenger RNA. RefSeq lists its product as uncharacterized. The coding region runs from base 177 to 470 and encodes 97 amino acids. The transcript has a single exon. The record is from RefSeq and is a predicted model, not a curated record. NCBI's taxonomy places the organism in Eukaryota, Fungi, Ascomycota, Dothideomycetes, Pleosporales.
GAUAUGGGUAUUGCUGUUUUGCGUUAGUGGCAUUGGAGAUUUAUGAUUUUUCUUCCUUCCUUCCCUGCGAUUGGGUCUCUGUUUAAAGAAUAUGGCUGAUGAUCGUCGCGUUAUCCUGAUCGUAGUCGGCGAACAUAACUCAGAUAUGCGCUACUGUGAUCGACAGGGCGAUCUCCAUGUUACCCGAAACGGCAUCGUCGCUGUAUCCUUCUGAAUCGGCACCUUCGAUCGGCGUGCCGCCUCCUAAAGGUUCACGAACUGCAGCGAUGGUUGGGCUCGUGGUUGGUAUUGUGUUCGCGGUGUUUGGCCUUUUCGGCGUGGGUUGGUUCCUGCUACGGAGGAGGCAGGUGUAUGGUGAGAGGGAGAGGUCGAGGUCGAGGACCGGGUCCGAGUCGAAGUUUCGAAGAUGGUUUGUGGAUACGACUAUUGUGCAGACGAACACAAAUGUACGUGCAGGAGGGAGUCGAUGAGCGGUCUGUGUUCAUUCACAUCGAAUGCGCGCGAGGACGUAUCUAGCUGUAGAAUAUCUUCUCGCCAUAAACAAUAGUUUACUCGGAGUUGGCGCGGAAAUGAUCAUCGUUCGGAUUUGUUAGUCGCAUUGUUAGUUGCUGAGGGACAUUGUCAGAUAAUUGCGAAUUGAUUCUGUACUC